Messenger RNA from Solanum verrucosum, 1093 nucleotides. RefSeq names its product acidic endochitinase-like. Gene Ontology annotation, biological process: carbohydrate metabolic process. Gene Ontology annotation, molecular function: chitinase activity. Bases 142 to 1038 code for a protein of 298 amino acids. Gene Ontology annotation, cellular component: extracellular region. Lineage: Eukaryota; Viridiplantae; Streptophyta; Magnoliopsida; Solanales; Solanaceae. The transcript has a single exon. The record is from RefSeq and is a predicted model, not a curated record.
CUUAGCAUAAGCACAAAGUAGGAGUCUGAGUAAGUAAAUUUUCAUCCUAUAAAAAGCAAUGAUCUAAUGCUCUCUAAAGCAGAACAACUUUAUAGUUUUUCCUAAAGAAGUCAUUUCAAAAUUUAGCAAAAUCAUCAAGGAAUGGAACUCCAAUCCAAUAGAUCACUUGCAUUUUUCUCCAUAGUGAUUCUAGUACUAGCAGCUUCUUGUGAUGCUGGUGGAAUUGCUAUUUACUGGGGUCAGAAUGGAGGUGAAGGAACUCUGGCGGAAACCUGUGCCACGAAAAACUAUGACUUUGUGAACAUAGCUUUUUUGCCAACCUUCGGAAAUGGUCAACAACCAAUGAUAGAUCUAUCUGGUCAUUGUAAUCCAAAUGUUGGCGAGUGUACCAAAUUAAGCACAGAUAUAAAAUCCUGCCAAGAGAAAGGAAUUAAAGUGAUCCUGUCAAUUGGAGGCGGUGCUGGGAGCUACUAUCUUGCUUCUGCUGAUGAUGCUAGGGAAGUUGCCACUUAUCUUUGGAACAACUUCUUGGGGGGACAAUCGACAACACGUCCACUUGGUGAUGCUGUUUUAGAUGGAAUAGACUUUGAUAUUGAAGGAGGAACAAAUAUGUACUGGGAUGUUCUUGCCAAGUCUCUUUCUGCCUAUAGCAGUAUCGGCAAGAAAGUUUACUUAACAGCAGCCCCUCAAUGCCCAUUCCCUGAUGCUUGGAUUGGAAACGCCUUAAAAACAGGCCUUUUCGACUAUGUUUGGGUUCAAUUCUAUAACAACCCUCCUUGUCAAUACAGUUCUAGUGAUAUUAACAAUCUUGAAGCUGCAUGGGAACAGUGGACAGCAGAUAUCCCUGCCAAAAAGAUUUUCCUUGGCUUGCCAGCCGCUCCUGCAGCUGCUGGAAGUGGAUUCAUCCCUGCUGAUGACCUCACUUCUCAAGUUCUUCCAUCAAUAAAAAACUCUUCCAAGUAUGGUGGUGUAAUGUUGUGGUCAAAAUAUUAUGACGAUCAGACCAAUUAUAGUUCUUCAAUCAAGAGUGAUGUGUGAAGUUAUGAGCUAUACCUCAGCCCUUAUUUGUGAUCAAGUAUGUUAUGUUAAUAUA